Pelobates cultripes (western spadefoot toad) is the source of this 28744-nucleotide messenger RNA. NCBI's taxonomy places the organism in Eukaryota, Metazoa, Chordata, Amphibia, Anura, Pelobatidae. The record is from the annotation of a GenBank genome assembly.
GCUGUUUCCAGUAUUCGUGUGUGCAUCUGAAAGGGGAAUAUCGCCUAAACGGUUUUUAACCUCUUGUGGGCAAAACGGUCCGUUACAACAUGUUAGAGAGGUAAGAAGGGAUUCUAAUGAGGGCAGUGUAGCAGAGACCAAGAUAGGUUGGAAGACAGAGACGGUAUUACAUGUGAAGGUCAAGCGGCAGGUAGUGAGGUGUGAAAGACUAAGGAUCAAACCUCAGUAGGGGUGAACUUAUUCAUCUCACAAUGUAAUCUGAUUUGAGCAGAGCCUUCUGCCCCUUCUGUUUGUCUUUCCGUUUAUUGUACAGCGCUGUGGACUUUGUUGAUUUUUUUUUGGAUUAAUAAUAGUUAUUGCUAGCCGUUUGUUGGGCUUCGAUUAUAUGUUCAUGUAUUAUGUACCCUGCUACAGUGUAAGGCCUACUGCUGGGGCAAUCAGUAAGCUGCUGUCCUGCUACGGUGUAAGGCCUACUGCUGGGGCAAUCGGUAAGCUGCUGUCCUGCUACGGUGUAAGGCCUACUGCUGGGGCAAUCAGUAAGCUGCUGUCCUGCUAUAGUGUGAGACCUACUGCUGGGGCAAUCAGUAAGCUGCUGUCCUGCUAUAGUGUGAGGCCUACUGCUGGGGCAAUCAGUAAGCUGCUAUAGUGUGAGGCCUACUGCUGGGGCAAUCAGUAAGCUGCUGUCCUGCUACAGUGUGAGGCUUACUGCUGGGGCAAUCAGUAAGCUGCUAUAGUGUGAGGCCUACUGCUGGGGCAAUCAGUAAGCUGCUAUAGUGUAAGGCCUACUGCUGGGGCAAUCAGUAAGCUGCUGUCCUGCUAUCGUGUGAGGCCUACUGCUGGGGCAAUCAGUAAGCUGCUAUAGUGUGAGGCUUACUGCUGGGGCUUUCAGUAAGCUGCUAUAGUGUGAGGCAUACUGCUGGGGCAAUCAGUAAGCUGCUGUCCUGCUAUCGUGUGAGGCCUACUGCUGGGGAAAUCAGUAAGCUGCUAUAGUGUGAGGCUUACUGCUGGGGCAUUCAGUAAGCUGUUAUAGUGUGAGGCUUACUGCUGGGGCAAUCAGUAAGCUGCUGUCCUGCUAUCGUGUGAGGCCUUCUGCUGGGGCAAUCAGUAAGCUGCUGUCCUGCUAUAGUGUGAGGCCUUCUGCUGGGGCAAUCAGUAAGCUGCUGUCCUGCUAUAGUGUGAGGCCUUCUGCUGGGGCAAUCAGUAAGCUGCUAUAGUGCUGGGGCAAUCAGUAAGCUGCUGUCCUGCUAUCGUGUGAGGCCUUCUGCUGGGGCAAUCAGUAAGCUGCUGUCCUGCUACGGUGUGAGACCUACUGAGUCUCAGCCGGGGGAGGUGUGGCUAGGGCUGCAUAAACAAAGUUAUCUGACUCUUAAAUGUCAGAGAAUUGAGCAGCGACACUGCAGAGGCAUAAUCUAUACAACAAGACUGCUUCAGCGAACAGCUGCCUGAGAACAGAGGCGGGCAGUUGACUCACGGAAGGCUGAGGCAGGCAGGCGACCGACAGAGGGAGGGGAGCUAAGGGAGGUGGGGAGCUGGCUGGCUAAUGGAGAGCUCAGGGAGGGGGCCGGGCAGCUCAUGGAUUGCUAAGUGGUGGGAUAUGGGCGGUCGACUUAGUGCGAUGCCGAGGGAUGGAGUUUGUAGCGGAACGCUGGUCUCUCACAGACUAUUUCCGCUGGUAGUCCAGAUGUGGCUCAGGAACAAGCAAUAAUCCCAGGCACAGUACCCACAGUGAGAGAAUAAUCCAGCAGCAUAACAAGCACAAUCCGCAAUAAAAUCCAAUAGUAUCCGUAGCGGAGCGGCAAUAUUAAAUUCCACGAUCUCCGCUGGUACAGAAGGUAAUCCAAAGUAAAGUGCUGAAAAUGAAGGCAAUAUCCCAAAUCCCCCAGUAACCGGACGAGACACAGUUCUGGGAGUCAACUGAAGUUUUUAUUCACAGGUCACAGUAUUUAUGCGAGUCCCCAUGCAAGGGGUUUCCUUACUGACAUUGCAGGGGUUGUACAGUAGGGGACUACAUGGGGGACUUAGCAAUCUGGACCUUUCUCCCAUCAGGCACUGCUGCACGAGAGGGAUACUCCCCCUGGAAUAUACCGUUAAGUGGAUUAUCCUUCCGUGCAGCAGAACCGACAUUUUACAUCAAAAUGCAUAACUUUGCCAUCUCUCACUUUAUUUAAACGAAUGGAUGUUCGGUAGUUAGCUGGGGUCUGAGCGCACAUUUCGUGAGAAUACCGCUCAGAUCCCAGCAUAAAUAACCGAACGCCGCACGAAAUACACUUUAAGAUUGUGUUCACCUAAAAGUAUCGAACACCGAUGGGGAACCAGAAUAGUGAAAGACCGGAGCUCCCGACUGGCCUGGAAGCCCAGCGGUGUUCGCGCCGUCGAGUAGCCGAUUUCAGCUCCACGCGCUCGAAACCAAACACCGCUGGUGAAACAAAGGAUCCAAGAUGGCCGACCGCCGCGUGGUCGGUAGCCGUAUGACGGCCACCUAGGAAAGCCCUUAACUACCGAUUGCAGUAAUGUUGCAAUCGAUUAAUGGGUGCCACACGACCCUCUGUGUGUGGGCUACUGGGGGGUAGCUCAUUCGUUUCACGAACAGACUGUAAAGUCUCUCUGUUCGUGAAACGAAAUACAUGAAUGCUAGCGGCUUUCGGCUGCUAGCAUACGAAUGCUCUAAAACAUAUCGGCACAGGCAGACAUUACAAUAUACAAUCCAGCGGUUAUUACAGACAACCUUUUGCAAAUAUAGUCGAGUAACCUAAAAGUGGCUAGGUUUGCCACAAUGCUCCCCCAGAACCAAGCCGGCAUACACAGUCUGGUCCCAACGGAUCGGCUUGGGGAUGUCCGAAGAUCACUUUUCAAGUUCAGUUUGUCUUGAUAACCCGUCGGCGUUACCGUUUUGUUUCCCUGGGCGGUAAUGAAUGGUAAAGUCAAAAGGCUGCACCAACGGGUUGCGGGGUGAGCAAGGAAAAAGGUUGUCCAUAUAGAUACGGCUGUAACUUUUUGAGGGCCAGGCAUUCCCUCUCGAUGGCGGCGUAGCUCACUUCCCCUGGUAAGUUUCCGGCUCAGAUACGCUACAGGAUGUUCUCCGCCAUCUGCUCCAACUUGGCUCAGCACUGCUCCCAAUCCAAACAUUGAAGCGUCUGUGUGGACAAGAAAUCGUUUAGUUGGCUCAGGAGCAGCAAGUACAGGUGCAUUAGUGAGAGCCGUCUUGAGUUGGUUAAAUGCCUGAUCACACUCUGGGGCCCAGAUGACCUGUCAAGGAAGGUUUUUGCGGGUCAAGUCAGUCAAGGGUUUGGCUAGGGCACUGUAAUUAGGUACAAACUUCCGGUAGUAUCCUGCGGUACCCAGGAAGGCUAACACUUGGGUUUUUGUCCUAGUGAUAGGCCACUUCGCCACGGCUUCAGUCUUUGCUGGUUCGGGCUUUUGUUGCCUGCUCCCCACCCGGUGUCCCAAGUACUGCACCUCUUCCAUCCCUAUAUGACACUUGCUAGGCUUCAGCGUCAACCCUGCCUCCCCGAUACGGUCAAUAACGGCUCCAAUAUGUUGCAGAUGCUCUGCCCAUGUCUGGCUACAUAUGGCGAUAUCCUCCAGGUAUGCACACGCAUAUUCCUGGAACCCGUCCAGUAGCCAAUCUACCAUCCUCUGAAAGGUCGCCGGGGUGUUUUUCAUCCCGAAUGGCAUGACUCGAAAUUGGUACAGGCCAAACGGGGUGACAAACGCCGACUUGGGGAUGGCAUCCUCGGCUAGUGGAAUUUGCCAGUACCCUUUACACAAAUCAAUGGUAGGGAGAUACUGGCCUCGUGCCAUCUUGUCCAGCAGCUCAUCUAUCCGGGGCAUCGGGUAGGCAUCAGACAGUUUUGUCAUUUAGCCUCUGGUAGUCUACACAAAACCGUGUCGUGCUGUCCUUCUUCGGUACUAGCACUACCGGCGAUGCCCAGGGGCUAUCGGAAUGUUCAAUAACCCCUAGCUGCAACAUUUCCUCAAUCUCUUUCCUCAUAUGUUCCCUGACUGCUUCAGGGAUACGAUAUGGGGUCUGCCGCAUAGGUAGCUGUCUGGGGGUCUCAACUCGGUGUGUGGCCAGUGGAGUGUACCCAGGUAAAUUGGAGAAAGUGGCUCCUUUAGCCGCGAUCAACUCUUGUACUUAGGCCUGCUCCUGAGGGCUUAGCCGCUCCCCCCAGCUGAACACCUGUGGAGGGCUCUGCCUGCUCGUCCUGUUCUAAUAGGUCAGGUAGCGGCAGGUUCUCCUGAUCUUCAGAGGCUGAGGCGCAUAUCGCUGCCACAUCCUCUAUCCUCUCAUGAUAGGGUUUGAGCAUAUUCACGUGGAGCAUGCGUCUCUUCCCUACCCCUGAGCAGGGGCAAAUCACAUAGGUGGUGUCACAUCUCUGUUCCACCACCUGAUAUGGGCCUUGCCAGAUGGCCUGCAGCUUAUCUGUGCGGACAGGUUUUAAAAUCAAAACCUUCUGUGUUGAGCGGCUGCCCUUGGUGCUGGGUUUGGCUGUACUUGGUUCCACGCUUGCCGGCUCCGGUUCUGAGUGCACUCCCUUGCCAUGUGGCCCCAUUGCCUGCAUGUAUGGCAUUGGAUAUUGGCCCUGCCAUUAUAUCGGGAGGGUGGACCCCCGGGGUUGGUCGAAAGGGGGUUGCUGUAGGGGUAGCUGUACUUGGUUGAGCGGUGGGUCGAGGGUAAGCUCUGUUUAGGUGCCCAUGAUGUCUCCUCGCAUCAAAAUGUUGGUCAGCUAGUCAUGCCGCUUCGGCUAGGGUGAGGGGUUUGCGGUCUCUCACCCAUUCUUGUGCCUCUGGAGACAAGCCAUUAAAGAAUUUUCAGCAGCAUCAAUUGUCGUAACUCUUCCAUAGUGGUUGUGGCGAAACCAAUCUCGCCACUGUACACUGGAGAAGCCUGGUUGCUCGCCUGCUCCCUUUAGACUAUGGCCCUGCAGUUCAGACCUGUUAUUUUCCCUGCUGAAUGGUUUAUUCAUGCCUUUCUGCUAGGGUGUUCAGUAGAUUCAAUCUACCGAACAAACUACCGAACGACGGACCACCUGGGAACCGGAGUGUGCCGUCAAUUGACCGCCCAGAAGCUGCGGUUAACCGCAGCUUAAUUGAUGAACGCUGGGAGGCCGUUGUUCGGUUGCCGAACUCGUGGCAACGGCCAUUUUACCUCCCGAACGGGCAGCAGUGUUCCACGCCUAAACUAUGGAACUGAAAACGGAUACUUAAUUGCGCAAACACCGCUGAGUUGCCUGCCUCCUUCCCUUCCCAUUCGAGAGCGGAACCGAAUGACUGUUCAUUCGGUAGUUUAACCGGAUGAACAGCAUCACCCAGAUAGCUAAGCCAUGGAGUCUGUUCAUGUAACGAAAAGACUAUGUGAUGGACUUUGGCUCCAUGGUGAUCGAACUGUAUGUAUGUGAUCUGAGUGCCAUUCGGUAAUAAUGUGCGCUCAGAUCUGAGUUAUCUGGGGAUAUGUAGAACGUAUAUGUUUUAUGUACUGAAUGUAACUGUAGGUAAUUUUAUGUCUUUUACUGUUUGUUUUCUGCCAUGUGGUUAAUGGAGUUUUGCCUCUGUCUUUGGAGAUAAUUGAAUUACUUCCCAAUUAUCUCCAGAGCAGAGAGGAGGGAUUGUGAUGCAUUGUGGGAUGGUUGAAAUGUGUAAGUCUGUGAUUGGUCCUUUUACCCUUUGUGUCCCAGUCUCCCAUUUGGUCCCCUAGGGGAGUGUCCACCAGGUGGGAGACCUGCAUAAAAGCCGGGCAGUUAGCCCCAGUAAAUCAGUUCCUGCUUAACCCUCAAAGUGAAGUGUCGUCUCAUUAUUGGGGGAGGAUUUACUGUAUGCUGCUAGAGACUGAUUGCCAGGAGUGUAAGCCGCUUGGGGGCUUUUCCUGUUCGUCUGCUAGCAGCUAUUCGUGUGUCUCCAGUUCGGGAGUUUCGAGUAUUCCCUUGGUAUGUAGUUCGGGAGUUGGUGAAUUCGUGGGUUUGCAGUUCAGGAGAUUGGUGCUUGCAGUAGCUGUCGGUGCAGCUGAAAAAGGGGAAUAUCGCCUAAACGGUUUUUAACCUCUUUUGGGCAAAACGGUCCGUUAUAGUGGUUGCUUGGCUCGCUUGUAUCCACCCCUGGGAUGCUUGAUCCAGCUUUUGGGCCCACUCGGCAUGAGUCUUUCUCAGGUUUGCGCAAUCCUCUAAACUUGCGCUGGUAUGCCUCCGGGGUAAUGGCAUAUCGUUCUAGUAUGGCCCGCUUGACUUUGCCAUAAUCCUUGCUGUCUUACCUGGGUACCGCCCGAUAGGCUUCUGCUGCCCGACCUGACAGUUUGCCUGCUAGUAACGGUACCCAUACUGCCUGCUCCAAGUCAUGUAAAUCACACAGCCUCUUAAAAUCUUGCAAAUACCCAUCAAUCUCAUCCUUCUCUUCACAAAACAUCUUAAAAGCAUGGUAUGGGAUCUUGGGUUUUACCUGGCUGUAGACUGAGGCAGUAAUGGAUUCUGCUCUGGACGGUGUGCCAUCACAUACUCCUGCACAUCCGCCAUCAGCACGGUCAAUAUUUCCAGGGGUACUGGCUGCGGUAUAAACUCCUUCCUGGUUCUCAUUUCCUUUUGGUAGAGGGUUUCUUCCAUGGCUGGUGGGGGUGUAACGUUGCGGGUUCUGUCUCCCUCCAUCAAUUCAGCAAUCAGCACAGCUUUCGGCUUAUUGCUGGCUAUCUUACCCCUGGCUUCCAGCAGCUCCUUUAACAUCUGCCUUUUUAAUGCAGUGUAAUCCGUCUCCAUUCACUUUUGUGUUCGGUUCUCUGCUGCAUCCGAAUUGCCAUUCACUUUUCCCGUUCGGUAGUUUCAAUUUAUCCGAGCACCGCGUUUCAGCUGUAAGGUUAGAUCCCGUCGCUUGGCACCAAUUGUAGCGGAGCUGCAAUAUUAAAUUCCACGAUCUCCGCUGGUACAGAAGGUAAUCCAAAGUAAAGUGCUGAAAAGUAAGGCAAUAUCCCAAAUCCCCCAGUAACCGGACGAAACACAGUUCUGGGAGUCAACUGAAGUUUUUAUUCACAGGUCACAGUAUUUAUGCAAGUCCCCAUGCAAGGGGUUUCCUUACUGACAUUGCAGGGGUUGUACAGUAGGGGACUACAUAGGGGACUUAACAAUCUGGACCUUUCUCCUAUCAGGCACUGCUGCACGAAAGGGAUACUCCCACUGGAAUAUACCGUUAAGUGGAUUAUCUCUCCCCUGAUAGCCCUGAUCUGGGUGAAUAACAUAUUCAAGAUCGGACCAGGGGUUUGGGAGUUAUGGGGGUUUAAAGUUUUGACCGACCGCACAGGCAACAGUAGCCAUAGAAAUAGUUCCAUAAGUUUUGGCCUUGCGGUCGGUCUCCGUGGAAUAAAAGUCAGAAACAGUUUGUUAUCCAUGGUUAUAUUGGUGUUCGUGUGAAUCCCCAUGUUUGCAUUAGUCUUUCUACCGAACGGCGGCUCGUUCGGUAGUUUUGGCAUGAAUUUAUGCAAGUCUGGAGGUCUCAGCGGUGUUUGCCUAGUCGAGUGUCCGAUUUUAGUUCCAGACACUCGACGGCAAAACACCGCUGUUCGGGAGAUUAAGAUGGGCGCCGCCACGUGUAAAACUCCCGAAAUGGAGGCCACCCAGGAACUUAACAGUGCGUUUGUGAGUUUCCACUUAAGAGGUAAUCAAACGAAUUGAGAGGUUAAUUGAAGCCACACUUUGUUUCAAGGUGGUCUGGUGUUCGGUAGAUUUAGUUUGUAUGACAAAUGCAAUGGGUCAAUAUAGUUUUAUGGGGACAAUCAAACGAAUGCUUCGUACACUGAAGAUAUAUGUAGCAGCAAAGUACCGAAAGCAUUUUAAACACCUAGUUUUGCAGGCAGCUCAAUGUCCUUUGCUGCAUAAGUUAUAUAGUCCAAAGUCUCUGCAAUAUUAUAGUAUAUGUCCUUGGCUGGUUCUUAAAGGGCCAGUAGUGCCAUACAAAAUCCCAUUAAGCCCAGCCAUGGUGUUUAAAGGGUCCCAUCUUCCCGGGACCAUAAUCACUGGGCAGGCGGCGAGCAAGCAGCCCCCUCCAGGAAACCGGGGCAGACUCUUGUACAGGGGCUAACCCGCUACAGAGUUGUAAUGUCCUUAUGCCGGGAGCCGGGUUAUGACGUCACUCUUCCCCCGGCUCACUAAACAGUGUGCAAGAGGGAGCAGAGCAGGGAGAUUACAGCAGCCCCACUGGACCCCAAGGAAAGCUUAUCCACUCCAGCUCUCCUAAGGUAGAGAGGCUGGGUGGAUUUAAAUAAAAUUUAAAAAAGUAAUUAUUUGUGAGUCAGUAUGUCUUGGAGUGUUUGUGUCUGGGAGUGUGUGUGUGUCUGCCAGUGAGUGUGUGUUACCUCCAAUCACAUGGGAAAGGUGUUUUUACCCACUUUUUUCCCCAUGCUGUGCUGGUGAUGCCGCAGCUGGCCCCUACCCAUAUCCAUGGCUGAGAACAUUGAUCUCAGCCAAUCCAAUGCUUCCCCAUAGAGAAGCAAUGGGAGACUAUUGCACAUGUGUAGCGGAGCCGCAAUAUUAAAUCCCACGAUCUCCGCUGGUACAGAAGGUAAUCCACAGUCAGCGCUGAAAAUUAAGGCAAUAUCUCAAAUCCCCCAGUAACCGGACGAGACACAGUUCUGGGAGUCAACUGAGGUUUUUAUUCACAGCAUCCAAUAUUUAUGCAAGUCCCCAUGCAAGGGGUUUCCAUACUGACAUAGCAGGGGUAAUAAAGUAGGGGACUACAUGGGGACUUAACCUUCCGAACUUUUCUCCCAUCAGGCACUGCUGCACGAGAGGGACACUCCCACUAAAAUAUACCGUUAAUUGGAUUAUCCCUCCAUGCAGCAGAACCGUCAAUUCACUUUAAAAUCUAUAACUUUUACAAUACUUAGUCCAUUUAAACGAACGGACGUUCGGUAGAUAGCUGGGGUCUGAGUGCACAGUUCGUGAGAAUACCGCUCAGAUCCCAGCUAAAACAACCGAACGCCGCACGAAAUACACUUUGCCAUUGAGUUCGCCCCAAAGUACCGAACACCGAUGGGGGAACCCUAAUAGCGAAAGACCAGAGCUCCCGAACGGCCUGGAAGUCCAGUGGUGUUCGCGCCGUCGAGUAGCCGUUCCACGCGCUCGACAACCAAACACCGCUGGUGAGACAAAGGAUCCAAGAUGGCCGACCGCCGCAUGGUCGGUAGCCGAACGACGGCCACCUAGGAAAGCCUCUAAUUACCGAUUGCAACAUUGUCGCAAUCGGUUAACGAGCGCCACACGUCCCUCUUUGUGUGGGCUAUUAGGGGGUAGCUCAUUCGGUUCACGAACAGCCUGUAAAGUGGCUGUUCGUGAAACGAAACACAUGAAUGCUAGCGGCUUUCGGCUGCUAGCAUAUGAAUUCAAUACAAACAUACAUUAACAUACAGUGUACAGUCAGGUUAUACAAGAAGUUGCAGGGAUAAUGCAGGCAACCUUUUUAUGCACAUCGUCCAGAUUAUUAUAAGUGGCUAGGUUUGCCACAACAUGUGUGGCAAAACACCACUGUGCCAAUUUAACUUCUCAUAGAGAUGCAUUGAAUCAAUGCAUUCUUGUAGGGAACAUUAACGUAGGUGCUGCACAUUGUGAAGCACUGACCCAAGAAGCACCUCUAGAGGCCGUCUGAGUGACUGUCGCUAGAGUUGUCACCAGGCAGCAAUGUAAAUGCUGCCUUUUGUCUCACAUUGAAAAGCAUUCAGGGACAGGAUAGACUUCAGAACAACUACAUUAAGCUGUAUGCCGUACGUCAAGCUGCAGUGGUUCUGGUGACUAUAGUGUCCCUUUAAGAAUUGUAUUUUUGUCGUUGAUUUUGCUGGCUCCUAGAUUCCAAGCCCUGCUUUAAAUUCUGAAUGCCGAUAUAGAUCUAAUUUUGAAGACUUGAAAGAGAUGUUUUGAUGUGUCCCUUGCUGUCGUUGCAGAAUCUGUCUGUAUUCCUGAGCUUGAAAGCUGCUUGUUCACCUUAGGGGCUCCGUUGGUCAGGGCAGGCAUGUCGUGGCCCCAGGUUUUGCUCUAUCAUUCACCAAGCCCGUGUGGAAGCAUAUCGGAAAGAAGCCACGUUCAAAGCAGAAGCUGGAGAUAUUAAGACGUAGUGAAGGUAUAUACAGAUUGCUGGCAGACAGAAACCUCUUUACACAAGGCAGGUGAGUUCAUCAGAGUUCUGUCACUUGGAAGCAAGGCUGGACAGUGUAUGAAACCAGAGCUGGCAGUGAACCGGUACAAUCGCUGGCAUUUUGAUAUAAAGCAGGAAGUGUCUCCGCAAUAGAGCAAUCACAAAUCUGUUAGUAGGGUGUAAAGAGGGAGGGUUACAAUUUGUGUACACACAGUGAUUGUAAUAUGCCCACGCUGAGCUUUACCUGAAUGUGUUGGGAGCCAUGCUGUGUUAUCGUUAACGGAGGCAUUUCCAUUGUUGAAAGUUCUUUAAUACAUUUACUUGGGACUAUAUUUCACCAAUAAUUAGACACUGAAAUUCCCAAUGCUUAGUAUGAAACGUGUCCACUUCCAUCUUUUCAGUGUACCAUAACCACUACAGCCAGCAAUAGAAUAAAAAUAAGGCACUCCAAUAAAGCUCCCACAUUUUGGUUCCUGUUCUGACCCCCUAAAAGAUAAAUAUAGAAUCUUUAGCCAUUAACAUUGAUUUAAUGGUGAUUUAUUCAGCUGUGCGAAGAAAAUGUUUUGAUACACAAGGUGCCUUUAUCAGUUUAAUAAACAUUGCCUUCUUGCAUUUCAUAAAUGAAUAAACCACCAUUACAACACUUUUCCCUGUUCUGAGGAUUCUGUCACUUUUUAGCGUAGGGAUUAUGGUGUCAGGAGUGCCCUGUUUCUUUCCCAGAGCAAUUUGUCAAACCGUAUUCAGAACACUCAGCCAUUGAGAGUGGCCCUUCUUCUAUCGAUGGGACUAACCGGAUUCUCCUGCAAAGAGAGUGUGAAAACCGUGUGGGCGACGCAGGUAAGUUGCCCAACAUUUCUCAAGCGGUUUGACAAAUCAGUCUAGGAGGGUGCCAAGGCACUCCUGACACCAUAACCACUACAGCAGGCUUUGAAUGAUGCCAUAUAUUGGAGAAUUAAUAGAGAUCUAACCGCUCUACGAAGGGUUUCAUGGAAAGAUUUCUCUUUCACUCUGCUUCAGAGCCUAAACAUUGAUUGAUAUAUAUAUGUAUAUGUAUGUAUGUAGUGUAUUCACACCACUUCAUUUUUUCUAAUUUUUAUAUGUUGCGGUUUUAUGCUACAAUCGUUGUUUUUUUGUUUCUCACACCAAUCUACAUUCAAUACCCGAUAAUGACAAAACAAAAUACUGAUUUUAACACCAUUGUAAAUAUAUUAAACAGAAAAGACUGAACUAUCACACUAAUAUAAAUAUUCAGUAACCCAGGACUUGGUUGAAGCACCUUUGGCAGCGAUUUCACCCUCAAGUGUUGUUAGGUUUGAUGUGACAAGCUUUGCACACCUGGAUUUGGGUAGAUUCCGUCAUUCAUCCCUGCGAGUUCUCUCAAGUCCUGUCAGGUUGGAUAGGGGCCGUCAGUGGACAGCCAUUUCCGGGUCCCUCCAGAGAGAUUCUAUAGGGUUCGAUCCCUAAUUCACUCUUGCAUUGGCUUCUUGGAAGGGCAAUCUUCAGCCCAGUCUGAGGUGCUGUGUGGUGUGGACCAGAUGUAUUUCGCUGCAUUCAGCCUUACCUGAACUGUGACCAGUCUCCUAGUCUCUGCAGCUGGAAGUCACCCCCAAAGCAUGAGGCUGCCACCAUUGUGCUUCUGUCAGGAUUACUAGUUGAUCCAGCACGUAGAAUUGUCACACAGAUGACUAAUAGAUAAUGUAUUACCAGGCCUUAGAAUGCCCGGACUUAACGUACAAAAGAAUAGUCAGAAUACUUGCCGAGGUCAGGGGAUACAGAAUGAGACACAACGAUAAGAGAAAGCCAGAAGUCAGGGAUACAGAAUACAGGGAAGUCAAAGCCAAAGUCAAAAACCAGAAGAAACUUGAAUCAGGAACGUGCUCUCGGACAACCACAAGGGAAACCACGACAGGGCACUGAGCAGGAUGAGAACUGGACCUAAAUACCCUUCCUCUAGAUCUGAUAGGCUGCAACCGGCCUUUGUGCCUGGUUUCCUCCAGACAUGAUGCUUUGAAUAGAGGCCAAAAUGUUAAAUCUUCAUUUUCAUCAGACCAGAGAAUCUCUGGGAUACAAUUUGAGUCCUUUAAUUGAUUUGUUUUAUUUUUUAAUUCCAAGUGGGUGUUCAUGAGUCUAGUCAUACCUCUGUAAAGGCCAGAUCAGUGGAGUGUUGUAGUGAUAGUUGUCCUCCACGUUUCUCCCAUCUGUCACUCAAUCUCUGGAGCUCAGCUAGAGUGACCGUUACCACAGACCUUCUCCCACAAUGGCUCAGUUUGGCCGGGGCGGCCAGCUCUAGUAAGAGUCCUUGUGUUUCCAAACUUCUUCAAUUGAAGAAUUAUGGUGGCCACUGUGCUCUUGGGAACCUUUAAUGCAGAUGAAAUUAUUUAUAUAAUAUAGAGGGUGAGAUCCUGUCUCUGAGCUCUGCCGGCAGGUCCUUUGACUUAAUGGUUUGGGGUUUGCUGUGAUCCUCAUUUACGGCAGUGAGACUGUAUAUAGACAGAUGUGCCUUUCCAAAUCACAUCCAAUGACAGGCAACGUGUAGGAACAUCUCAAAGAUGAUCCAGAGAGAAAGGAUGUAUCUGAGAUAAAUCUCAUGAGUCCUAGCAAAGGGUCUGAAUACUUUUGUCAAUGUGAUAUAAAUGUUAUACGUUUUGAAAAGUCUGGUUUAUGCUUUCAUUAUGAGAUAUUGUGUGUAGAUUGAUGUGGAAAAAAUGAAGGGGUCUGAAUGCUUUAUUUAAGCAAAUACUAAAUAAAUAGACAUUAACAGUUGUUACAGGGUUUAUUUGACUGAUAUUGAGACGUCAUUCUUUUCAGAUUCCAAUUUCAGGUAGUGUGGGUUAUAUAGGAGGUGUGAGGAGCUGCAGUGAGUCCGCUGCUCAGGUAGUGUGGGUUAUAUAGGAGGUGUGAGGAGCUGCAGUGAGUCUGCUGCUCAGGUAGUGUGGGUUAUAUAGGAGGUGUGAGGAGCUGCAGUGAGUCCGCUGCUCAGGUAGUGUGGGUUAUAUAGGAGGUGUGAGGAGCUGCAGUGAGUCUGCUGCUCAGGUAGUGUGGGUUAUAUAGGAGGUGUGAGGAGCUGCAGUGAGUCCGCUGCUCAGGUAGUGUGGGUUAUAUAGGAGGUGUGAGGAGCUGCAGUGAGUCUGCUGCUCAGGUAGUGUGGGUUAUAGGAGGUGUGGGGAGCUGCAGUGAGUCUGCUGCUCAGGUAGUGUGUGUUAUAGGAGGUGUGGGGAGCUGCAGUGAGUCCGCUGCUCAGGUAGUGUGAGUUAUGGGAGGUGUGGGGAGCUGCUCAGGUAGUGUGUGUGUUACCGGUAUGGGCAGCUGCAGUCUUAUUGAAGGACAAUGAUGCAAUGCAAGGUUACUGUGCUGGCUUGUGAUAGUGCUAGAGGCCCAAUGGGACAGUGCUGAGUAUCUUUACGGAGUCCCAUCUGAGCAGAAAAACAUUUAUCCUGUCAUUGUCUUUUCAGCUGCAGAUUUUCCUAAAACAAAGAGAUGAAACUUCUUGAGAAUUCUCGCUUUGAAGCUGUAAAUUCUCAGUUAUGUGUGGAAACUGGGGAUGCACACAUCAUCGGCAGGUUAGCAGACGUUUCUCUGCAGUAUGUGAGCCUGCGUGCUAUGUGUCUUGGUGAAUGCAGACACAAUAUAAAGGUCAUUAGAUGGAUGUGUGGUAAUGAACUGUGUGUAAGAAGUAUUGAAGGUAGGUGGUGGAUCCAGGAAAUGUACCUAUUGAUUGUCUUUCCAGGAUAGAAAGUUACUCGUGUAAGAUGGCUGGUGAUGAUAAGCACAUGUUUAAGCAGUUUUGCCAGGAAGGCCAACCGCAUGUGCUUGAAGCAUUGUCACCUCCCCAGACCGGUGGGGUGAGUCCUGGCAGGUAAGUUCUUCAUAUAACCCCUAGAAUAAGGUGAACUUUGGGUUAGACCAACUUGUGCCCAAAAGUUUGGCUAUACGCUGGCAUGGAGAAUGGUGUUUAGUGGCAAGUGCAACGUCCACUUAUUAUUAGUGAUGUCCUGAACGGUUCGCCGCGGACUCAUCAUUGAGUAAACUUUGACCCUGUACCUCACAGUCAGCAGACACAUUCCAGCCAAUCAGCAGCAGACCCUUCCUCCCAGACCCUCCCACCUCCUGGACAGCUCACGAAGAAUGCAGCUUCACAAUGGAUGCUGUCCAGGAGGUGGGAGGGUCUGCUGCUGAUUGGCUGGAAUGUGUCUGCUGACUGUGAGGUACAGGGUCAAAGUUUACUCAAUGAUGAGUCCGUGGCGAACCGUUCUGGACAUCACUACUUAUUAUGCUUAUUUUAUGGGUUAUCAAGUCAGGGCAGUGCACACACUCAGACUGGCUUUGUUAAUGGUCUUAAAAGAAAAUUAGGGUAUGGCCGUAAUCUGCAGCUCUUGGUUGGCUUGGACUUCGAAUUGAUUUACUGAGUUCAUUGAUCGAAAGCAUUGGUCCACCCCCUUAAUAUGCCCUGAGCCAGUUACUGUCCGGCUGCUCCCUCUGGUUUUUUAUAUGGAUUAAAGGAUUUUCUGAAGGUCUGGCAUUUUCACAUAAAUAACUGACCACAAUCUGCUAACUCUUAAAUGUAAAAUGUUUAAAAACGAAAUAAAACGAGCUGCCCUGAAACUAAGAAAACUAAACUCCAAUCUGAACUCCAAUCUUUACACUUCUGUUACAAAACUGCAAUGAACCCCAGGCCAUUCCUGGGCAAGCCAGCACUACAGUCACGCCAGGUGUGUUUAUUCUGAUGGGGUCUGGGGUAACCUUUUCUUUCUUCCUUAGGCUUGGAAAGAGCCACGGUGGCGAUGAGGAUGGGCCUCUGAGCGAUAAAUGCAGCCGGAAAACUUUGUUUUACCUGAUCGCUACCCUGAAUGAAUCUUUCCGACCGGACUAUGACUUCAGUACAGCUCGAAGCCAUGAAUUCAGCAGGGAACCCAGCCUUAACUGGGUAAGUGUGUGCAAUCCCAGAGAUAUAACAUUCAUGAUGGGUGUUUGCUCUUAUAUGACUAGAUUAAUGAUGAUCCAAAUUCAGUUACCACAGAUUGUUUUGAAGUUAUAGCAGGUGGUAAAUGAAGAAAUGCAAAGCUCCGUUCAUGUAUUCCUGACCUUAUAGUGUUAAAACAGUCCCAAAACAAUAUUCUCUAAAGUCCCAAAUUUUCAUGCAGUAGUUUUGGUAGAGGCUUUGUUACUUGGCAGCAUGUAAAAAAGAGAGCAAUAUUGCAAUAUGCCAGUACGUUUGAGGUGCACCAAGUAUAGAAGAUCACAAACGGCAACUCGCGUGUAGUGGAGCUUAAAUGAGCUCCAGAUAAAACGGCAUAUGGAGGUAUAAAUCCCCACUUAUAGGAUCUCUACUUGAUGUUGUCUCACAGUAGGAUGGUAAUAUGAUACACCACUUAAGAGGAAAAAGGACAAUCGUGUUCUCUGUAUUUUUUAAGUGUAAAGAAAAAGGUUGAAAACUUACUCACAUUUUUGAGAGCAGACACAACUGCUCUGUGUAUUUUUUUUGUAGAUUCUUUAAUGGGUGUCUGUGUGGCAAACCUAGCCACUUUAAGACUUAUUGCAUAACAUCGGAAGAUUGUGUAUAGGAAUGUAUGUGUAUGUUGAAAUAAAGAGCAUUCGUAUGCUAAUGGCCGAAAGCCGCUAGCAUUCAUAUGUUAGUUUCACGAACAGUGACUUUAAACACUGUUCGUGAAACGAAUAAGGUACCGAACGGGAGCCCACACGCAGAGGGUCGUGUGGCGCCCAUUAACCGAUUGCAACAUUGUUGCAAUCGGUAGUUAAUUGCUUUCCUAGGUGGCAGUCGUUCGGCUACUGACCACGCGGCGGUCGUCCAUCUUGGAUCCUUUGUUAGCCCAGCGGUAUUUGGUCGUCGAGCACCUGGAACUAAAAUCGUCUACUCAACGGCGCAAACACCGCUGGACUUCCAGGCCGUUCGGGUGCCCCGGUCUUUCGGUAUUUGGGUUCCCAAUAGGUAUUCGGUACUUUUAGGGGAAUUUGAUAUAAAAUUAUGUUUCUUGCGGCGUACGGUUAUUUAUGCUGGGAUCUGAGCGGUACUUUCACGAAGUGUGUGCUCAGACCCCUGUUAUCGACCGGUUAUUUAAGGAAACCCCUUGCAUGGGGAAUCGCAUAAAUACUGGAAAUGUGAAUAAAUGUGUCAGGUGACUCCCAGAACUGUGUUUCGUACGGUUACUGGGGGAUUUGGGAUAUUGCCUUCUUUUCCAGCGCUUUACUUUGGAUUACUUUCUAUACCAGCGGAGAUCUUGGGAUUUAAUAUUGCAGCUCCGCUACAGUCUGCCAAUAUCACCAAGGUAAAAAGACUAAAAAGUAUGUGGCAAAAGCUCUGGGACUUUAUAAAGUGGACAGAAACAUAUACCUGGCACUCAGACAUAUUUGUAUCAUUAAAGACACUAAUUUCCAAUUUUGGGGGGAAACUUACAGUGUGUCAGUGAAUAACACAUAAGUGAGACAAUAAAAUACUUAAAGGACCACUCUAGGCACCCAGACCACUUCAGCUUAAUGAAGUGGUCUGGGUGCCUGGUCCAGCUAGGGUUAACCCAUUUUUUUUAUAAACAUAGCAGGUUUAUAAACGGGUUAAUCCAGCCUCUAAAGCCUCUAGUGGCUGUCUCAUUGACAGCCGCUAGAGGCGUUUGCGUGCUUCUCACUGUGAAAAUCAGUGAGAAGACGCAAGCGUCCAUAGGAAAGCAUUAUGAAUGCUUUCCUAUGAGACUGGCUGAAUGCGCGCGCAGCUCCUGCCGUGCAUGCGCAUUCAGCCGAAGAGGAGGAGAGCUCCCCGCCCGGCGCUGGAGAAAGGUGAGUAUUUAACCCCUUCCUCUCCCCAGAGCCUGGCGGGAGGGGGUCCCUGAGGGUGGGGGCAUCCUCAGGGCACUAUAGUGCCAGGAAAACGAGUAUGUUUUCCUGGCACUAUAGUGGUCCUUUAAGAGGAUUCUAUAAUAGAGAGGAACCUACUACUUCUUUAAAAAUAUAAAUCCUAUUAAGUUAAACCAAGACUAGAAUGAAAAUAAAGGGGUGGACGGGUAAUUGUGAAGUGCCACGCUCGAUGGCUAGUCAUGUUGGGAAGUGUAGUUCAUUGUAAAGAGUGGGAGGUCCCUCGUACAGCGUAAUGCAAGUUCUGCGUCACGUAAUGCGGUAGAAGGAUAUCGGAAGUGUAAUGUAGUAGGAGAUGGGCGGAGCACAAGAAACAGGAGCAGCAAUGAGGUGUUAAAUAGGAGCCGAGCUAAAGAGUGUCUGACUCAAUGAUUUUAUUACUUGUAAUUGUUUUUUGAAAAACAGUAUUUGUUUGGCUACCUCAAUUUUGAGUUGUUGCCACAUACUUUCUACCUUUUUAUUUGGCUCCAACCUGGCAUCCUCUUUCUAUCAUUGGUAAUAUUGGCAGACACCUAUUGAAGAAUCCAUGGUGGAGAUUAUACCACCUACACCCAAUACACAGAGCAGUUGUGUCUGCUCUCCAAAAUAUGAGUAAGUUUUCAACAUUUUUCUUUACACUUCUGUUACAAAAUGCCUUUUGUAACUGUCUCUUUAAGUGACAAAUUGCACUACUUUCCUGUAUUAUAGAGAAGCCUUAUUGCCAGCCUUCUUCCUCAUGACUAUGGCCCUGGUGUGUAUGGCCCUUUAAAAAGUCUGUGAGCAUAUUGGGGCUUAUGGACUUUUAUGGGACUGGUGCCCCAUUUUUGGGACAUAGGGAAAAUUGUGACAAUGCCCCUCUAAGACGGUGUCCCCAGAUUUGUUUGGGUCACUGCCCCUUUAAGCCUGUGUCCCCAGACUUGGUUAAAAUCCUUUGUUCAUGGCUAUUUUCCACUUGGUUCAGUAAAUGGGGCUUACUGAACCAAGUACCACACAGGUGGACCACCCAGAAGUGGAAGCGUGCGGCUAAUUUACCUCCCAGGCUGGGAGCCUGCUGUUGGUAAAUUGCCGACCGCUGGAUGGCCGCCGUUCGUACAAACGAACACGUGGCGGCGGCCAUCUUUGUUCAUUCGCACGCGGUCAGCGGUGUGUGUUGCCAAAUCCAUGAAACUGAAAAUGGCUACACAUUUCAACGAACACCGCUGACCCUUACCUUCUCCUACACUCAGUUUUCAGCUACAGGGACUAAGUCCCGUUCGGCAGUUUGAACUCACUGCUAUACUGAGCCAAUUGCACGAACGGCCCCGUUCAUGCAUUCGAAUUGGACUUAGUCAUUUAUCUGCCUGAAAUAGACCGACCACACAGCCCAAAUCUAUGGAACUGUUGUGGGCAGGAAAAUGUGCUUGCGGUCGGUCAUAAAGGACUUCCGACUACCUUUUUUUUCUACUGGAGAUUUGUAUGUUUUUUGAGAGUGUUUGUUUAUGUUUAAAGUAUGCUGAUAAAUACUAUGGAGAUUGGAUGUGUAGUUUCAAAGUUACAGUGUAUGUAUAAAAAGUAUAUUUUGCCUGCCUGUGAUAAUUACAUUAUCCCAUUGUGUACAGUAAUUAUAUCACAGGCAGAGGGGAGGAUUUUGUGAGAAUGAAUGGGAGUGUUUUACUGUAAUGUACAUAUUUAAUUGUUCUACAAAACCCUGUGGGCGGUACUGUAUGUGUAAAACCUGCAUAAAAGCCAUUUGUGGCUGAUUUAAAAGAGAACUACUUGACCCUCUUACUCGCAGCCUCGACUCAUGUUUGUAGGAGACGGCUAUAAUCACUACAGGGAUUGCUAUGCUCUGCAUACUCCCUCAGCUACUGAGCUCUUGUAAGAGCUCUUGUUCCUGAUCCUGCUUCGCUCUACAGAAGGAAGAGGAUCACCUACUGGAACCUGGAGCCUGGUCAAAGGUCCAGGGUGGAUAGCAGACGGCGAGAUCCCAGCCCAGCAGCGGCGGUUCGUGGAGCCUGCAGUGCUUAUAGUGUCUACGGUGCUGAUGGUCCUUUGGUGAGCGCUAGGAGCAUCCUUUCUACGGUCCAACUUUCAGCUAGCCUGGAGGCAACCAUAACAUUUGGUGGCAGCGGUGCGAUGGCAUCCUAGCGCAAGGAGCAGCACCCUGGAAAACACUGACUGGUAUCGUAUGAAAGAGUAUUGAGGGCAACACUAGCCUGUGCGCAGCGUCCCUACCUACAGCAGCAUGGAGCCAUCAAGACCCUGGACAGCAGCCAGUGAAUUUCAACUCAGCCUGAUACAGUGCUAUGAGGGCGCUGAUUUCAUGAAGGUAGUAAAGGAGCGGCUGGGCUGGGCUGGUCUGGUAUGGCCCAGACCCUUCGAACGAGCAGGUCCACCAAGUAAUGCGCCAGUUGAGGGCUGAUAACCAAGCAGCACAUGACUUUGAGUGCCAACUGUGGAGUUUGAGGAUAUGGACACCCGGUUUGUUUUUCCAGCAGCAGACUGAGUUACAGGGAGAGGAGAGCAUCGACCUCUCUCCCCAGCAGCAGCCUGAGUUACAGGGAGAGGAGAGCAGCGACCUCCCUCCCCAGCGGCAGUGCUCCGUGCAGAGAGAAGAGACAACCGGUCUCCUUCCCCAACCACAAUCAGAGGUAUCCAAGGUAGCCGACCUCAUAGCCUGGUCCUGGAAGGACCCCCAGCAGGCAGGUGACCCAGAUCCCCAGCGGCAGACCCAGUUACAGGGAGAGGAGAGCAUCGUCCUCUCUCCCCAGUGGCAGGGUGAGUGUCAGGGAGAGGAGACAACCAGUCACCCUCCCCCGCAGCAGUAUGUUCCACAGGGAGCGGAGAGCAUCGACCUCCCUCCCCAGCAGCAUUGUGCCUUCCUGGGAGAGGAGACAACUGGUCUCUCUCCCCAGCAGCAGCAUGUUCCACAGGGAGUGGAGAGCAUCGAUCUCCCUCCCCAGCGACACCAGGAGUAUCGAGGAGGUAAGCCAAUUCUCCUCUCCCCAGCUUACUCCUAACUUGGCCCCAGGAUUAACAGAGGCGCGGUUAACCCCCACUGACCCCCAAGUUCCCCUUGCUACCGGGCAGGUCUAUGCUCAAGUCCCCCCAGCAGAAGAGCUGGCAGCUGGGCAGAGUGCAGUUGGCCUCUGCCCUCCCUUUGUCCCUUGUCCAGAGUCUGACAUCCUGCAGGCUAUACCAGUAGAAGAGCUGGCAUCAGGGCAGAGGGCCGCUGACCUCUGCCCCCGAGUACUCCCAGCUAUUUGCCCAGCUGUACCAGGAAGGGCGAGGGUGCUGCAUUUUCACCCUACAACCUGGGACCUACAGGCCAGUACUAUUUAUUGUGGGGGGAGGCUACUCUGCCAAUGUUUAUUUGUGGGUGGGUUGCGAGACUAACUUAGGCACUGACUGACAGAAGGUCAGCUGCCUAGUUAGUCUCCCUCCAAAAGGGGAGAUAUGUUACAAAAUGCCUUUUGUAACUGUCUCUUUAAGUGACAAAUUGCCCUACUUCCCUGUAUUAUGGAGAAGCCUUAUUGCCAGCCUCCUUCCUCAUGACUAUGGCCUUGGUGUGUAUGGCCCUUUAAAAAGUCUGUGAGCAUAUUGGGGCUUAUGGACUUUUAUGGGACUGGUGCUGGCCCUUUUAAGCACAUUUUUGGGACAUAGGGAAAAUUGGGACAAUGUCCAUUUAAGACUCCCCAGACUUGUUUGGGACACUGCCCCUUUAAGCCUGUGUCCCCAGACUUGGUUAAAAUCCUUUGUUCAUAGCUGACCCUUACCUUCUCCUACACUCAGUUUUCAGCUGCAGAGACUAAGUCCCGUUCGGCAGUUUGAACUCACUGCUAUACUGAGCCAAUUGCAUGAACGGACCCCUUCGUGCAUUCGAAUGGGACUUAGUCAUUUUUCUGCCUGAAAUAGACCGACUUCACAGCCCAAAACAAUGGAACUGUUUUGGGCAUUAAAAUGUGCUCGCGGUCGGUCAUAAAGGACUUCCGGCUAACUUUUGAACUACUGGAGGGAUUUGUAUGAUUUAUGUUUAAAGUAUGCUGAUUAAUAAUAUGGAGAUUGGAUGUGUAGUUUUAAAGUUACAGUGUAUGUAUAAAAAGUAUAUUUUUCCUGCCUGUGAUAAUUACAUUAACCCAUUGUGUACAGUAAUUAUAUCACAGGCAGAGGGGAGGAUUUUGUGGGAAUGAAUGGGAGUGUUUUACUGUUAUGUACAUAUUUUAUUGGUUGUUCUACAAAACCCUGUGGGUUGUACUGUAUGUGUAAAACCUGCAUAAAAUAAAUCCCUUUGUAGGAGACAGCUAUAAUCAUUACAGGGAUUGCUAUGCUCUACAUACUCCCUUAUCUACUGAGCUCUUGUAAGAGCUCUUGUUCCUGAUCCUGCUUCACUCUACAGAAGGAAGAGUAUCACCUACUGGAACCUGGAGCCCGGUCAUAGGUCCAGGGUGGAUAGCAGACGGCGAGAUCCCAGCCCAGCAGCGGCGGUUCGUGGAGUCUGCAGAGUUGAUGGUCCCUUGGUGAGCGCUAGGAGCAUCCUUUCUACGGUCCAACUUUCAUCUAGCCUGGAGGCAACCAUAACCACUUCUAAAAUACAAAGAACACUAUUGUCCUUUUUCCUCUUAUGUGGUGUAUCAUAUUACCAUCGUAAUGUGAAACAACUUCAAGUAGAGAUCCUAUAAGUGGGGAUGUAUUCCACUGUGGCGAAACCAACCUCUCCACUUGGCAUUGGAGAAGCCUGUUUGCCUGCCUCCUGUCUGCUGACUAUGGCCCCUGGGAGAUUUGGCCCUUUUAAUACAGUAUUUGGGCAUAUUGUAUUUUAUUGUGCUGCUGCUGGCCCUUUAAGAACCAUCUGGGGACAUACUGUGACUUUUGGGAACAAUGCCCCUUUAAGACUAUGGCCCUUGGAAGAUAUUGCCUGUUAAAGACUAUUUUAGCGGAUUGUAUUUUAAAAGACUUGCUGUCCCUUUAAAUUGUAUUGGAGCAGUUCUGCAGCUUGAAAUUGGCACUUCGGAUGCAGCCGAAGUAGUCGAAGUGGCCGCUAUUCGACAAACGAACAUGUGGCGGCCAUCUUUAAUUCAGCUGAAGUUUUACCUUCUCCAGACUUCAAUGCAUUCGACAGUUCGAACGCCAUUCGACAGUUCGAACGGUUGUCGUUCUUCUGUUUGAACUGACUUUAACAUGGGAAAUAGACCGACCGCACAGCCUGAUUCUCUGGAACUGUUUUGGGCAUGAAAAUGUGCUUGUGGUCGGUCAAACUUGACUUAUAUCUAUCUCCCGAACGGUUGAACAGAUUCAAAUGAUUUUGGGGUAUGUUUAUAUUUGAAAUGUGCUGAUUAAUAAUAUGUUUUUAUGAAGAUUGGAUGUAUAUUUUUAAAAGUUAUAGUACUUAUAUAAAAACUGUAUUUUUCCUGCUUGUGAUAUUUAUGUUAACCCAUUGUGUACCAUAAUUAUAUAACCGGCAGAGGGGAGGAUUUUGUGUAUAAUUGCUGGGAGUGUUUUCUGUAUUUUACGUGUGUUAUUGGUUGUUCUGUAAAACCCUGUGGGCAGUACUAAGUUUGUGGAUUGUGAAUAAAAGAGGCUGUAUGCGCCAGUACAGUCAGUUCUACUUGACCUCAAAACAAAGUGUUGUCUUGUUAUUGGGGGAAUUUGAUUGUAUGCUGAUUGCCAGGAGUGUAAGCUGAUUGUAUGCUUUUCCUGUUCAGCUGCUUACAGCAUUCAUAUGCUUGAGAGCAUUCGCAUGCUUCUCUGGUUCAGUGGUUGUGGUGUCUGCUGCAGUGCUUGGAGUCCUCAGGAAGCACUAGGAGCAUCCUUCAACGGAGGUACCCAGUUGGGGUGCCAGGUGAUCCGUAACAACCACCGUAUGCCGUUUUAUCUGGAGCUCAUUUAAGCUCCACUACACGUGAGUUGCCAUUUGUGAUCUUCUAUUCUGUGUGCACCUCACUGUACUGGCAUAUUGCAAUAUUGCUCUCUUUCUUGUUCUCUUUUUUUUACAUGCUGCCAAGUAACAAAGCCUCUACCAAAACCACUGCAUGAAAAUUUGGAACUUUAGAGAAUAUUGUUUUGGGACUGUUUUAACACUAUAAGGUCAGGAAUACAUGUUUGUAUUCUCUCUCCGCGUUCUCUCUUCCUGAUUCUCCUCUCUCUCUGUGUUCUCUAUUUCCAGGUGGCUAACGCAGUGAAUAGCAGCUUAGUCUCUGCUCUAGGUGAACACUUUACCUCCUUAAAGUCCAGUCUCUGGGAUGCUGUGGAUGAAGAGAUUAACCUUUUAGAGUGUGACAUUUACAGGUGAUGUAAAUGCUUGGUAUGUGUAGUUUGUCUUUAUCUCCUGGAGAGGGAGCCUGUGAGUGUUGCGUGCACAUUGAGAUCUAAAUGGUUUCAUGAGAUAUCCGUUUAUUUGGUUUCUGGAUAGGUCUGCGGAAAGAAACUGGUUACCCGACUGCUCACAUUGGCCAUAGCGCACUAAAGCAAGCUGUGACUAUUGACUGCAUGUUUACGUUUUAUAUCCUGAACUUGAUAGGAUCAUAGUCUGGUAUAGAGUCACUCAUAUAUUCUGUUCAUACAGUCCCUGCUCAAAUUCUACAUAGAAAAGACUAGCUGUGUAGAGAUCGUGUAAAAACCGCAAUGAUUUUUACACUAGCUGCGGAGUGUAUCUACAUUGUGCUGUAGUCUCCUCCGUGAAACCAUUGUGUGAGUGCUGAUUACAUUAUCCAUCAAGCCGUAUGCUUCAAGGAGUGCUAUAUCGUUACUCUACCUAUUUAGGCUUCAAACAAGCAUGUCCAACUCAAAGGCUAACACAGCCAAAUAAACAAGGCUUAAGUUUGUGGGCCGCAAAAAGCUAACACAAUCUCAAAUUAAUUGUAUAAUUCUCAUGCAAACAAUAUGGAAUCCUGGAUACAUAUUUAUAAUUCUAUAUCAGUAGUAAUGCCACCAUCUGAAAUGUCCGCUCCACUCGCUCCCUCAGCCUCUCUGCAAUCUCCAGGCAGAGUAAGGUAUGGCUGCACACUCCGCUAGCUUCUACCACCUUCUAUCCAUGUCUCUCCCCCCUUCCAUCCGUGUCUCUCUGCCCCCCUUCCAUCCGUGUCUCUUCUCUCCCUCCCCCCUUCCGUCCGUGUCUCUCUCCCUCCCCCCUUCCGUCCGUGUCUCUCUCCCUCCCCCCUUCCGUCCGUGUCUCUCUCUCUCCCCGCGCUCUUCCGUCCGUGUCUCUCUCUCCCCCCGCGCUCUUCCGUCCGUGAAAAAUUAUUUGUCUACAACUCCAAACAAUCAGUGUUAUGUACGAAGGUGAUAAUAGUCAGAAAUGUUCCCAGUUACUGUCACCAUAAUCAAUAGCGGUGAAUGUCUUUUCACGUUUAUUCCAUUCCUGUUGUGUGCCAGGGCUCUGCUCCUCUGAUUGACUCUUAUGUCUCUGUACAGCUACAAUCCAGACCUUGAUUCUGAUCCUUUUGGAGAAGAUGGCAGUUUGUGGUCUUUCAAUUAUUUCUUCUACAACAAGAAACUGAAGAGAAUAGUUUUUUUCACUUGCCGUUCCAUCAGGUGAGUGAGUAAUAUAGGUAAAAAUGUCCAUACAAUAUGCCUGCUUUAUUCCCAAUCACUUUACAUCCCGUUUAUGGAGGGAAUUUAAUCUGGAACGUAGAACGUAGUACUCCAUUGAUGGAAACAAAUAUAUCUGCAGAGACUGUUCGUAACCAACAUUGCAAAUUAAAGUCAUUUAAAACCUUUUCGUUGGAGGUUGCAUGUCACAACUCCAGGGGUGAAAAUAUAAUCAUUUAGUUAUUGGCGUAAAGAUUUAAAGGUACACUACAGCUACCAAAAUAACUUUAGUUUAAUGAAGCAGUUUUUGUGUAUAGAUCAUACCCCUGCAGUCUCACUGCUCAAUUCUCUGCCAUUUAGGAGUUACAUCACUUUGUUUAUGCAGCCCUAGUCACUCCUCACUGCAUGUGACUAACACAGCCUUCCUAAAUACUUCCUGUAAAGAGUCAUCUAAUGUUUAAACUUCCUUUUAUUGAAAAUUAUAUUUAAUUACACACAGACGGCUCCUGCAAGGUCCAGCAAGCUAUUAACAGAGCAGGAGAUAAAUUCUAAAUUAAAGUUCAGUUUACAGAGCAGGAGAUAAGAACUUUUAAAUUAAGUUACAUCUGAUUGAAAUUAAACUUUUUUUUUAUUUUUUUUUUAUGCAGGCUGUGUCAGUUACUGCCAGGGAAGGUGUGGCAAGGGCUGCAUGAACAGAAUUAAAAAAUUGAUUUACCUUUGUAGUAUUUGGUACUGGUUUGUUCACAUUUAAAAUGUGUGGGUUUUUUUGGGGUAAAAAAAACAUUGAUUUAACUCCUAAAUAGCAGUAAGCUGAGAAGUGAAACUUCAGAGGCAUGAUCUAUGCACAAAAACUGCUUUAUUAAGCUAAGGUUGUUUAGAUGACUAUAGUUCACCUCCUGGCAUUGUUCACCCCAACCCCUGUCGUUCUCUCCUCUAGCCUUGGCAUUGACUUCCUGUCCACUUUCUUUGGCGCUACUACCUGUCUCUGGCAAUUAUUUCCUGCCCCCUCUCCCAGGCAGCUAGUUCCUGCCCCCUUUCUUUGGCCCUCUGGCAAUCUCUCUGAUAAUGAGUAGCCUUCUUCCCUGUCCCCAUCUGUCUGGUGUUUCUCUUUAUGUCACUGACUGUCUUGCUCUCUCAGGGGUUAUUCACGAGCGGAUGCUGGAGCUGAGUUUGAUAUGGACCUGGAAGAGGAGAUGGAAGACGAUGAAGCGAACAGCGUGGGAGGUGACAGGUUGGUGAUUGCCGUAAUGUCCAACGAUGUUCUGGAAUCACUGGCGCAGUCCGUGUGCAGCUGCUCUGUGAAAGAGAACUUUAUGUAAAGGAACUCUCCAACUUUAAAAGUGAAUGUAUGGAAUAUUCCAUGUAUGGUGUAGAUUUAGGGCUCCUCUUUUCCAGCAGCAAGACUCUCUCCAUGCUGCAGCUCUACCGCUGUGAGAUCUCAUAGAGGAACAUGGAGGGUCCUAUGGCUUCUCACAGAGGAGCAGUGAAUCCAACUCUUCUAUGGGACAUGGCUCAAAGCCAGUGAGCAGGAGACAGUCUCAGGGGGGCUAGAUGCUGGUUUUAACACUAUAGGGUCAAGAAUAUGUUUGUGUUCCUGAUCCUAUAGUGUUCCUUAAAUGGAUCAGUUUUGGUGUAUAGAACAUGCCUCUGCAGUCUCACUGCUCAAUUAUCUGCCAGUUAGAAGUUAAAUCACUUUUUUUAUGCAACUCUAGUCACACCUCCCUGCAUGUGACGUACACAGUCUUCCUAAACACUUCCUGUAAAGAGUCAUCUAAUGUUUACACUUCCUUUAUUGCACAGUCUGUUUAAUUUAGAAUUUCUAAUCUCCUGCUCUGUUAAUAGCCUUCUACAGCCUGCAGGAGCAUCCAGUGUGUGAUUUAAAGUUCAAGUUACAGAGCAGGAGAGGAGAUAAAGCAAGUUAACAUCUGACUGAAAAUGAAACCUUUUUUUCAUGCAGACUAUUAGUCACAGGGCAGAAUAAACAAAGUGAUUUAACUCCCAAAUGGCAGUGCAUUGAGAAUUGAGCAGUGAGCCUGCAGGUGCAUGAUCUAUACACCAAAGCUGCUUCUUUAAGCCAACGUUUUCAUACAUAUAAGAUCCCUUUUAGUAGAGUGCUUUACAAAACAUAGCAGCUAGUGAUAAGGUUGUGGGUGGUAGAGAAUGAGUCAUGUCAUUUCUACACUGAUUGACACUUGCCUGGGACCCUUGCUGUCUCUGGUGUAUCCCCUCAUCACAGAUAUCACUAGAACAUUGGCAAGCAGUCCUCUCCUAUCAACUGCUAACUGCAGGCUGGCCUCCAAACAGUGCAAAAUUGGUCCUGUGCUGGGGUAUGCAGACUGGGGGAAAAAAAAGAAAUGCUGAGAUGUGUCCACAUACCUUUAUUUUGUCAAAGAAAUGUCAAUAUUGUUAUUUAACCUUUUCUUUAUGCCUCUUUAUUGCAGGCCUCAGCUGACGUGCGCGUAAUGUGAUUGACCACCCUCAGCUUUCCGUCUGAGUGAAGUUCUGCUUCCUAUCAAGUAUCCAUUGUACAUGGGCCAGACUUUUUAUGCUGUCAUUUCUGUUCUCCACACGCAAUGCAGAUUUCAGAAUCUGUUCUUCAGGCUCUUUAUUGAAUAUGGCUUAUGCCCUUCCCCAGUCCUCCCUCGCCGUUCUUCCUUAAUGACGCUCCCAGCGGCCUCACCGUUCUACCUUAACGAUGCUCCCUGCGGCCUCGCUAUUUUUUCUGGCGACGCUCCUUGCGGCCUCCCUUUUUUUCUUAACGACGCUUCCCGUGACCUUACUCCUUUUUCUGCCAACGCGCCCUUGCUGCUUUUUCUGGCGACGCUCCCUGCGCCCUCACUGUUUUUUUGUUUUUUCCUAACUGAACAAUAUUUUUGCUUUCUACCAAUCCUAUGAGAAGACUGCUGUGUGAAACCUGAACUGUGAAAUAUUCCUUGUUGAUCUCUCUCAUCCUGAAAUCUCAUCUCAGGAAUCUAAAAAGACAACUAUUGGGCAGCCAGUAGGCUCUGGGCCACAUGUGCUGAUAUUGAGUGUCUAGCGUCUGACAUCCCAUUCAUACCAACAUGCGGGCGAUAUAUUGAACACCAUACUUCCAUUUCAAUCAUCAGCAAAGUCUAAUCAGGGUGGAUAACACCUACUGUUUUCCCUGAUCGAAAACAUGGGCAGAGAAUUCUGAUUGUUUUUAUUUUAUUUUCUAAAUGCAGAAGCGUGCUAGCCACUAAAUCCAUAAAAGUCGUGUGUUGCUGGCAUUUGUACCAUCUAGUGACAAUGGGAGUUUUUUGGGAAUAUUACAAUUUCAGUCCCUGCUUGUAUAAGGGUUUGUUAUCAAAGACUUGUGUCAGAUCUUGUGGUAUCAGCCUAGGCAUAAUAUAUAAUUUCAAAUCUCCUGGUACUGAUCUAAAUAUGUGUAGUGUGUGUGUGUGUGUGUGGGGCAGGGAUCUCCCGAUAAGACACUGACUAUAAUGUGCGGCCAGCCUGGGUAUAAUGUGUGGCAUGAAUCUUUCAUUAUCAGCCUGAGCAGAAUGGUUUUGGCCUACUCUUUCCUUGGGCUGUGUAUAUAUCGGCCUGUGCACUGAUGUACAAAUAGGGUGUGUUUAUGUAUAUAGUGAGGCUUUGGCUGCACUCUGUAUACAGAGGAGUGCGUCUAAAUGUCUGGUUUUUUUGUGUGCAGUAAUACAGCAGUAGGAGACUGUCAUAUUAGAAUUUGGGAGAUGGUGGGGUUUCUAAUAAAUAGAAUGACUCCGAAGCUGGCAUCCAGUUUGCUGGUUAGGAAGCCAAGCACACCUUGGUUCCUAUCUCCAUUGUCUGGAUUAGCCUUCGCUGUGCCCAUUUGGGAUUCAUUUUAUUAUCAGCACAGAUUUUUUAUUUGGGGUCUUUAAUAAAGUUAUUUCUGGUUCUCAUUUAAUGUUAUAGCGAGAGGCCUUCUUCAGCAAAUUAUGGAGCCUAAAUAAAAUCUCGUUUCUGAACAGUUUACAUUGAUAAUCCUGUCAGUCGAUGGACAGCACUUAAUGAGCAGUUGGUGUAAAGAGGCAGAGUGCAUCACUGAUGUAUCAGCUAAUAGAGUUUAUAGGCUAUUCCUCCAUAAUGUAACUCCAUGGUCCUUCUCUGGGCUUUGCUAUACAAAUGAUUUCACAUUGGUUAUUAAAGCCAUGUUUCUCCGGAUGAAUAAGAAGCAGAUUAUCGGCACCUUUUCCACUGCUGCAGACUUUUUACGGACUGCUGUAUUGACUGCGUCAGAUCUUGUUUUUAAUUGUGAAAUUGUAAGUUUCUUCAUUAUUAAAGAUUGUUUAUAAUAUCA